GAACGAUGAAAUAACGGAAAAUGUAAUAUUCUUAGGAAAUAUUUGAAGGUAGCUAACGAUUGGAAAACGAAUAGGUGCUUAGAUUUAGGGCUGUUCACGUAAGAUGUAGUACAUCUAGGUUGGACGAAUAACGAACGCAUAAAAUUGUUCUUUUAACGAAUCGAUUUAUUUUUUGACACAAACUGCCAAUGAAUCGGGUCAAGCGAGUCCAAAAAGAGAAAAGUAUCUCCAUAGGAUUCGUUAUAUUUAAAAUUUACAAGAGGGAUUGUAUAAUGCGAUUUCAUUCAUUCACAUACCAUACGAUACAACGCAUACUUGCGACUUCGUUAUAUUUUAUUAUUUUUCUAACUAUGAGUUUGCGCGAUACUACUUGUUCUUCUUUCGAUAACUUCAUUACGGUUAUUUUUGCACAUCAUUAUCGAAACUGAUCGUAACAGUAACGAGUAGGUAAUAGAAAAAAAAACGUAAAAUGUAGUUGAAAGAUUCUAAAAUCGCGUCUGUUAAGAUCGAUUGGAUAACGGAAGAACACGAAGAAAGAAUAAUCGAAAUCUAUUUUUGUACGAUAGUCAAGUAAAGUUUGAAAUCGCAUUUGUUUCGAUAACUAACACGCAAUUCUUAUAUCAUAGAGAUUUUACUUUCAAAUUCGAUGAAUUUUUCGACAGAAUCGCGGAUCGUUUGAUUUCGUGAUCGAAACACCAGGUGUCAGCGCGUUUCAACGCUGAGCGAUAUAUCGAAUAUAAGAAUAAAGAAAUCUACUUGAAAAUCUGUAUUUUCUGAUUCAUUAAAAUCCUAACUGCCAUUUCGUUUCCUUUCUGGUGCAAUUUCGCAAGGUCUCAACAAAUGGGAUAACCUCUCCAGUUGAAUUUCUGUACAAGAUCUGGGAUCACUGGAAUUGCUUUUGAAAGCAUCACGUGUAUGGUACGUAUGUAUAUGCAAUACGCGCACACACGCAACGUGCAAAUGUAGCCAAUCAUCGAUCGAUAGUGAAAACUCGAUACAAAGAUCUUUGAUUCGGAAGCUUCGACAUCGAUAAUCGCGAGUACGUAUGGUACACGCGACGUUCUCUUUCGUCCUUGACGAAAGAGAAACGUUGCGCGUUCUAGGAAAAAGAAAAAGAUAUCGUUUAUUGGUAACAGAGAGACGAUCGAAUAGUUAGUAAUUGAAAGGAGCCGCGUGCACGGUUGAUAAAAAUUAAAUCGAGGAAUUAGUGACGCACUUUUCUUUAAACACGGAUCGGUUUGCCAACUAACUUCCGUAACAAAUUAACGAUGCAACACGCAACGACAUUUAGGGUUACGAAUUCAACUACGAUAGUACGUUUAUAAUUCUUAACAGCGUGCACUUUUCGGAGAAGAAUCAGCAGUAGCUAAAAAAAGUUUCCGCGUAUAUUUCGAGCAUUACAAACGAACAAACGAACAAAUGAACGAACGAACGAACGGGAAAAAAAAGAAAUAAAUCCGUAAUAAGAAAAACUAUGUAUUCAACGUACGAAGCAAUUUCACCUUAUCGAACGUUUCGUUCUCUGUAUCGUUCGUUCAUUCUUUUGUACGAAGAAUUUUCGAAGAAAGCGAAACCGGCUCGAAUCUCUGACGGUGAUCUCUUUUCAACCGUUCUACAGUCUGCGAAAACGUUUUGAUCGUUGGUAAAGGAUUAAAAUUCGCGUAAUGUCGUUGAAAACAAACGGAAUUUACUUUAGUUCCGUCAGUGGUGAGAGAAACUAUCGGAUCUUCCUUGUUUGUUUCGCGUUCGAUUUGUUUCUCGUCGAUAUCGUUAGGACGAUUACGCUAGGAAGUUUACGCUAGGAAAUCCGUAGUCUCGUUGCGUGCAAACAAUUCGUACGAAACGCGUAGUCGAUUUUCGGUUAGCGGUAUAAUUGAAAUCCGAUGUUUUAGAAGAAGAAGAAGAAGAAGGAGGACAAAAUAGGGAAUAAAAAAAGCGAUUGAAAAAACGGACGGUGCAGUUUGUUUCCGGUGAAGCGGCGUGGAAGAUCGUCGCGAAUCCAUUUCCGAGCGGAGAAGAAUCAUUGGAAUCUAAUCGCAGGCGGAGGUAGAGCAGAGGGGCGAGGUAGAGAGCAACGAAGUAAAAUUCGAGAAGCGAACAACCAUCCGUCGCCCCUCUUACCCACGGUGUACGAACAGCUACGGAUACUCGAAACGAAGCCGGAGGGAAUGUCUUCGUGCGUCGACCAGCAACAGGUCACCGAGGAAACGAUUCCUUGCAACAAGGAUUCCUUGCAGCGAUGGGCGGAGAGAAGCGUGUGGACGCUGGUAUGCGCGAUGGAAUUGGGAUUGAUACCGUCGGAGAUGAACGCGAGGAGCGGCACGACGCGAGACGCUGCUCUCGAGGACAACGAGUCGCUCUUCUCGACGAAUUCUACGAUCGAAAUCGCCGAUUCUUCCACGCGGAAAUCGUCUUCGCGAUUCUCCGCGAGAAUAUCUCCGUAUUCGUCGAAAAACCGGUCCUACCUAGGAAGUGGCCGCGGAAGGAAGAAGGCGGCCAAGAGAAACGCUCACGCGAAACGUGGAAAUCGCAAACUCGAUCGUGGCAACGAUGCGACGAUCGAAAACUUUUGGAAAUCGUGCAAGAGAAAAACGAGGAGUAGAUCGGGCAAGCGAGAACACCGAGAAGAUCGCGAACGAAUCAUCGGAGAUUUUACGUUCGAUCUGCCUCGUAACGAUUGCACCGCUUGCUGCCCCACUUGCAAACGCGAGUGCGUCCAGAGCGCACCGUCGUCGGCCGUUCGAUCGACUCGCUUUCCCGUCGCUCCCGUCGCUCCCGUCGCUCCCGUCACGAUGGCUACGUUGCGGCGAAAACGCGUGUCGAAGAUUCGCUCGUGGAAAAGAAACGGUCCUAACGCGGUCCUCGAACCGUCCGACAUCGUCGCUUUGCCGAACGAACGACUCGUUCGCGGUCGUCGGAGACUCGUCGACGAGGAUCAACGACGUUCUUCGACCGAGGACGAGAACCGCGAACCGAUACUCUACCCGUUGCCUCCGAUAGAUCGAGAAUACUCGAGCGAUUCUCGUUCCACGACCGUCUCGGAAUCGAACAAUCGCGAAAUCUCGAAGCUGCUCGAAAACGAACACGAACGAGAAACUUUUCGAUCGGCCGACUUUUCCUGCGUACUUUCUACCUUCUCGCCGAUCGAAGAAAUCUCGAACGAGAAGAAAUUCUCGAUCGAAGAAGAGACGUUGCACGACGAUCGAAAGAAUCGACUCCCGUCGCCGGCCGACGAGGUUCGCGAAAAGAGACGCUGCAAAUCGGUCGACGGUAUCGGAAAGCGCUCAGGAACGAGAAGUUCGAGUUUGAAGAGAAACAGGACGGCGCCUGGAAGCGUGAACGCCUUUACGCUUCGAGCGAUGACGUUCCAAACGAUUCAAGAGCAUCCCGAACCGAGAAGAGUGACGCGAGGAUCGACGAAAGUGGACAAGGAUCGCGUCGUUGGAAAACUGGUGUGGGGUUGUUGCUCCGGCUGGUGGCCAGCGUUAAUUAUCGAUGCCGACCAUGUAGGAAUGUUGUCCGAGACGGGGAAAGUAUGGGUUUACUGGAUCGGAGAAGCUCGUAUAUCAUUACUGAACGAAAAAACGCAGAUCGAAUCGUUCUCCAGCAAUCUGAAGUGUAGGCUGACGCAGAAUUUGAACGUAGCACGAGUUCGAGCUAUCGACGCGACGAUGCAGGUUUUUCCUUCUUUGUUGUUUCUUUCAACUCUUCUUUUUUUUCUCGAGCACGCUUGUCUUCCCCUCGUUCCACCUCCUCCGUUUCCGUUAACGCGACUCGCUCGUGUCUCGGUGCAUCCGAGCAUUUUAGCAUCCGAUUUGCUUCAGAUGUUGCGCAAACGACUCGGCUGCGCUUUGACGAAACCUUACGCCGCUUGGAUAGAGAAGAACUUCUCGGAGGCGAUCGAAGCGUUCGACGAGAUAAGGUUCUACCCGUAUCCGCCCCGAAUACAACAAAGGCUCGACCAUCUGAAGGAGAAGAACGCGAAAGUCACCGAAAAAUACUUGUCGGAUCAAAAGCGCGAAACUCAAAACAAGAAAAUCGACAAACCGAAAGAAUCGCCGCCGCAACGAGUCGACGUGGAUUUAACGCGACUGCCUUUGAAGGAACAACAUCCGGGCACUAUAACGUGGGCAAAAAUCUCGGGGCACAAUUGGUGGCCAGCGAUGAUCAUCGAUUACCGCGACUGUUGCAUGCGUGAGCCAAGCUUUGGUUGUCAGUGGAUCAUGUGGUACGGCGACUACCAACUUUCGGAGGUUCAUCACCAGCUGUUUCUAAGAUUCGACAAAGGAAUCGAGAGGAUGCAAGACUACGUGAAAAACACCAAGAAGCACGUCUAUCUGGUCGGUGUCCUCCAAGCUGCGAAGGAUUAUUGUUCUCGUUUCGGAUACGAAACCGAAAGUUGGACAUUGGCCGACGUGUUCGAAUACUUCUCGAAAACGGACACAAUCGCGGAAACGCUGCGCGUUCCGUUAAAGAAAGAGGAUUCCGUGAAAAUAUACGAUAAAUAUUCGACGCAUAUCGUCGGCAAGCUGAACGAGUUAAAGAACAAUCCGAACGUGGACGACAAACGAGCUCGGGAUAUAAAAAGCAGCGACGAUUUACGCUCCGCGAUCACCGGCCGAAUACCCUUCGAAUCUCUCUGUCUGAAGUGCCUGAAGAUUCCCAAGGACGGGGCUACGGAACUUCAUCCGUUCUUCGAGGGAUCUUUGUGCAAAGAGUGCUCGGAACAGUACAAACCUUGCAUGUUCGUGUUCGGCAACGAUUCGAAAUGUUUUUAUUGCACGAUUUGCGCCGCUACCGGAACGGUGAUCAUCUGCGACAAAGAGGAGUGUCCGAGGGUUUACUGCACGGCUUGCAUGAAGCAUUUGUUGUGCCCGACGACGUACGAGCAAGUGCUGCAGGAAGAUCCUUGGGAAUGCUUCCUAUGUAACGGCGCGUCUCGCUCCGUUUCCGACACGAUCGUGCGACCACGCUCAAACUGGAAGGACAAAAUAAUCGACAUGUUUCGUACGGUUUCUAAUUCGGUCGUACGGUCGGUUCAACAUAGCCAGCAUGGAAGAAAGAUACGCGUAUUGUCUCUGUUCGACGGUUUGAGCACAGGUUUGCUGGUGCUUCAGAAGCUCGGACUAGCCGUAGACGUUUAUUACGCGAGCGAAAUCGAUCCGGACGCGUUGCUGGUGAGCGCCUCGCAUUUCGGCGAUAGAAUCGUUCAUUUGGGCGACGUCAGGGGUAUCACGAAAGAGAAGAUCAAGGAAAUUGCCCCGAUCGAUCUGUUGAUCGGUGGAUCGCCGUGCAACGACUUGAGCCUCGCUAACCCCGCACGACUCGGUCUCUAUGAUCCAAAUGGAACGGGAAUCCUGUUCUUCGAAUACCGCAGAAUUCUGGAAUUGCUCAAGAAAAUUAACAACGGCCGUCACCUCUUUUGGAUGUACGAAAACGUUGCCUCGAUGCCAAGCGAGUAUCGACUAGAAAUUAACAAACAUUUAGGACAGGAACCAGACGCGAUAGACUCUGCCGAUUUUUCACCGCAACACCGACUCAGACUCUACUGGCACAAUUUACCCAUUGAACCGCAAUUUUUGGCGAAUCAAGGCGAACAAGACGUACAAGAUAUACUUACGCCGCAUUGCCAACGUUACGCGCUCGUUAAAAAGAUUCGAACGGUUACCACGAAAGUAAAUUCGUUGAAACAAGGUAAACUGGCUUUGAAACCGAUACUGAUGAAGGACGAGAGCGACUCGUUGUGGAUAACCGAGCUCGAAGAAAUAUUCGGAUUCCCGCGACAUUAUACGGACGUGAAGAAUUUAUCGGCCACAAAACGGCAAAGAUUAAUAGGCAAAUCAUGGAGCGUGCAAACCUUAACUGCCAUCUUAAGAUCUCUUUGUCCCUAUUUCGAGUGCAAUACCGUGCCAACCGAUUGAUCGUUCUACUCGAUCGAUUUUGCGCUUCGACCUGUAAAUUCUAAACGCGAAACGAUCGAGCAACGAUCUCGAGGUAAAUCGUCGUUUCAUCUAGUCCCCAGAAGUCGGAAUAUAACGAAACGCGAAUAUUUUUUAUUUUUCUCUUCUUUUCUAUAAAUCGUCGUUAAGCAUUUAUUUUCGUUAUUAUAAUCAAGACAACAAGCUCUUUUAUACACUGCCCAUUAUGUUUAGAUCUUGUCAUCUCGAUUCAGUCUAUACCAUACACGUUUCGUUAGCCCGUCAUUUUUCUCGACUGGAAAUUAUAUAUUACACGCGCAUUUGUAUCGUUGUAUCGUACAUUUUUACAAUAUCUCAUUUUCUAUCGGUGAUAUAAAUGAAAAAACAAAAGAAACGAAAAAAAAAUAUUAUAAAUGACUUUUCAAUGAUGGGAAACAAUUAUCGAUGCUAUGUACAACGUGUUUCGGUAACGCAAAUAAAAUUCGUAGACGAAU
Molecule: messenger RNA, 6412 nt
Organism: Megachile rotundata (alfalfa leafcutting bee)
Lineage: Eukaryota; Metazoa; Arthropoda; Insecta; Hymenoptera; Megachilidae
Gene: Dnmt3
Product: DNA methyltransferase 3
Cellular component (GO): nucleus
Molecular function (GO): methyltransferase activity
Source: RefSeq, a predicted model, not a curated record